GCCGUUUCCGCCGUGGACCCACGUCGUAUAUCCAUUAUCCGCUCGCCAGCCGAGUCCAGGGACCCCCGAUCUGUUCCCCAACCUCGCUCGCGGCCGCUCCACCACCACCACCACCCCGCCCUCCGCUCCGGCCGCCGAACCCGCCCGCCCCCGAUCCAGAUCCAGGACCUGAGAGAUGGACGCGAGCAGGCGCCAGAGCGGGAUUCAGCAGCUUCUGGCCGCGGAGCAGGAGGCUCAGCAGAUCGUCAACGCGGCUAGGGCUGCUAAGUCGGCAAGGCUUAGGCAAGCUAAAGAGGAGGCUGAGAGGGAAAUAACUGAAUACCGUAAGCAGCUGGAGACCGAGCACCAGAGGAAGGUUGCAGAGAGCAGCGGUGACUCUGGUGCAAAUGUCAAGCGUCUCGAGCAAGAGACAGACGCGAAGAUCGAACAGCUCAAGCAACAGGCUGCAAGCAUCUCCCCAGAAGUCAUUCAGAUGCUCCUGAGGCAUGUCACCACCGUGAAGAACUGAGUGCUUCUGUGCCCAAAAAUAUGAUUGCAGCUUGUAUCAUCUGUCUAUUUAUUAUAUCAGAGAGUCGUGGUGAGAAAUAAUUUGUGGCUUGUGGCUGUAAUUCCUUUGUUCUUGACCACGGAAUAAGCUGCUCCAGUAGAGCAGCAACCGUGCCUGGUACUAUCAGAACUUGCCCAUUGUUUGGUAUAUUGGUAAAUAUUUUCUUCAUGUUGGAAUUUUGAACACACUACUGCUAGUUUCCGACUAUAUUGUAUGAGAUCUGCAAAAUAUUCAUCGA
Molecule: messenger RNA, 785 nt
Organism: Setaria italica (foxtail millet)
Lineage: Eukaryota; Viridiplantae; Streptophyta; Magnoliopsida; Poales; Poaceae
Product: V-type proton ATPase subunit G 1
Exons: 4
Coding region: 176-508 (110 amino acids)
Biological process (GO): proton transmembrane transport
Cellular component (GO): vacuolar proton-transporting V-type ATPase complex
Molecular function (GO): proton-transporting ATPase activity, rotational mechanism
Source: RefSeq, a predicted model, not a curated record